AAGGAGCCUAUCACAAGUCACGAAGAAGACAUCGCGGAGGACCAUGUGAGUGGCGCCUCCUACCCCUGCAAGGCUUGUUUUGUUCUGCACGGCUCAUCUUGCCAUAGCCUUUUUAGGGUUAAAACUCACUAAAGAGCGCAGAUCAUGUCUUUGAAAGAAGUUUCUAGCAAUAAGUGCUUUGGGGGGUUUCAGAAGGUGUUUGAACAUGACAGUGUGGAGCUGAAAUGCAAAAUGAAGUUUGGGGUUUAUCUGCCCCCAAAGGCAGAAACCAAGAAAUGCCCCGUGUUGUACUGGCUCUCAGGAUUAACAUGCACAGAACAAAAUUUCAUCACGAAAGCAGCCUUCCAUCAAGCUGCAGCUGAACAUGACCUGGUUGUGGUUGCUCCAGAUACCAGCCCGCGUGGAUGCAAUAUUAAAGGAGAAGACGAGAGCUGGGAUUUUGGCACGGGUGCUGGCUUUUAUGUGGAUGCCACUGAAGAACCGUGGAAAACCAAUUAUCGGAUGUAUUCUUACAUAAAGGAUGAGUUGCCUAAACUGAUAAAUGCCAAUUUUCCAGUUGACUCUGAGAGGAUGUCUAUUUCAGGACAUUCAAUGGGAGGUCAUGGAGCUCUCAUCCUUGCUUUGAAGAACCCUGGGAAAUAUAAAUCUGUUUCAGCGUUUGCUCCCAUCUGCAACCCUGUCCAGUGCCCAUGGGGGAAAAAAGCAUUCGGUGGAUAUCUUGGAUCAAAUGUCACUGCAUGGGAGGCAUAUGAUGCCACACACGUUGUGAAGUCCUACCAAGGAUCCCCUCUGGAUAUUCUGAUUGAUCAAGGCAAAGAUGACCAGUUCCUUUCGGCCGGGCAGUUGCUGCCUGAUAAUUUCAUUGCUGCCUGCACAGAGCGUAAAAUCCCAGUGGUCUUCAGAAUGCAGGAGGGCUACGAUCACAGUUACUACUUCAUAAUGACGUUCAUUAACGACCACGUCAGACACCAUGCAAAGUACCUCAAUGCUUGACUGAAUCCCUGCAGUAGGCAGCCUUUGACGACAUGAGACAAUUGAAGCUAUCAGUGGACAUCACCAGACAGAGUGAUUUACAUAAUUCAUGUCCUUUGACACGUCCUGAUUUUUGAGGGGGAGGAAAUUCUGUGAAUAAAUAUUUUGAAAACGUU
Messenger RNA from Sphaerodactylus townsendi, 1148 nucleotides. RefSeq names its product esterase D (gene ESD). Gene Ontology annotation, molecular function: S-formylglutathione hydrolase activity. Gene Ontology annotation, biological process: formaldehyde catabolic process. NCBI's taxonomy places the organism in Eukaryota, Metazoa, Chordata, Lepidosauria, Squamata, Sphaerodactylidae. Gene Ontology annotation, cellular component: cytosol. The transcript is spliced from 9 exons. Bases 145 to 993 code for a protein of 282 amino acids. The record is from RefSeq and is a predicted model, not a curated record.